AUGGUUGAGGGAAACUGCACCUCUGUGGCACAAUUCAUUCUCCAGGGAUUUUCAGAUGUCCCUGAGUUGAGUGCUGUCCUGUCUCUGGUGUUUCUUCUCAUUUAUGGUGUCACUGUCUUGGCCAACCUGGGCAUGACUGCCUUGAUUCAGGUCAGCUCUCAACUGCACACCCCCAUGUACUUCUUCCUCAGCCAUCUGUCCUUUGUGGAUUUCUGCUACUCCUCCAUCAUUGUGCCUAAAAUGCUGGCUAACAUCUUCAAUAAGGACAAAGCCAUAUCGUUCCAAGCAUGUAUGGUCCAGUUCUAUCUGUUUUGCACGUGUGUAGUCACCGAAGUCUUCUUGCUGGCUGUGAUGGCCUAUGACCGCUUUGUGGCCAUUUGUAAUCCACUACUCUACAUGGUCAUCAUGUCCCCAAAACUCCGCAUGGUACUGGUGUCUGGCUGCUACCUCUGUGCAUCAGUGUGUUCUCUCAUUCACUUGUGCUUAGCCCUUGAGAUCCCGGCAUUUAGUUCAAAUGUCAUCGACCACUUCUUCUGUGAUCUGCCUCCUCUCUUAAGUCUGGCUUGCUCUGAUGUCACUGUUAAUAAGGUGCUGCUGUUUGUUGUAGCCACCUUCAAUGAGAGCUUUAGUAUUGUGAUUAUCUUCACCUCCUACUUGUUUAUUCUCAUCACCAUCCUAAGAAUGCGCUCUGCAGAGGGGAGACGUAAAGCCUUCUCUACCUGUGCCUCCCAUCUCACAGCCAUCACCAUCUUCCAUGGAACAAUUCUUUCCAUCUAUUGUCCGUCCACUUCAGAAAACAGUGGGGAUGCCAACAAAGUGGCCACAGUGUUCUACACUGUAGUGAUUCCUAUGCUGAAUCCCUUGAUCUACAGCCUGCGAAACAAGGACGUGAAAGGUGCUCUCAGAAAAGUUGUAAACUCUAAGAUAUAUUCCUAA
Molecule: messenger RNA, 936 nt
Organism: Alexandromys fortis (reed vole)
Lineage: Eukaryota; Metazoa; Chordata; Mammalia; Rodentia; Cricetidae
Product: olfactory receptor 5L1-like
Exons: 1
Coding region: 1-936 (311 amino acids)
Biological process (GO): G protein-coupled receptor signaling pathway; sensory perception of smell
Cellular component (GO): membrane
Molecular function (GO): odorant binding; G protein-coupled receptor activity; olfactory receptor activity
Source: RefSeq, a predicted model, not a curated record